This is a messenger RNA of Blepharisma stoltei, 1799 nucleotides long. The record is from the annotation of a GenBank genome assembly. Lineage: Eukaryota; Ciliophora; Heterotrichea; Heterotrichida; Blepharismidae.
AUGUUUUCCUCUAGACUUAGGAUGCCAGGCCAUUAUCAAGAACAUGUGGACAGGGUAAAUGGUAUCAUAAAUGAUCUAAGAUUGGUCAAAUGUGCAGAUAAUAUCGUUGGAAGUUUAACCAAGAAAGGACUAUCUGGAGGCGAAAGGAAAAGAGUUUGUAUUGGGAUGGAACUUAUCUUAUCUUAUCUUAUCUUAUACUAUUUAUAAUGUUUUAACGUCCACUACGGGGUCAACCUUCCCAGGUCUACCUCUCACCUUCGUCGCAUCGGGGCCUACAAGUCGCUAGGCCGACCUACUUUGAUCACCAGGGUGCUUCUAGGACAAGUGCUGCCGGCUUCUACGGCUCAUGAAUGAGCUACUUGCUCAUACAUGGGCUGCUUUUCCCGAAAACCCAAAAAUGGGAUUUUCUGGUCGGCUAUCGGCAAAAAGGAAAAGCACAUAGUCUUGGAUGUAACGCCCAGUUUCACGCUAGAGAGUUGCCCGAAUGGUCCAAAGGACUCUGCUGAGCUUCCCCCUUUCCAACUUCCCGCCCCCCUUCCCAACGAGGAAAAAUCCAUCUCGAGACCAGACUUGGGCUAGGCUCUGUACACAACCAGAAUUGCUUGCCUAGUGUUGCUGUCCAUCUCUAGCAUGGUAAAACCUUGCCGGAUAUAAUUAAAAUAUGAGUCGAGGCUGCAUGGCCGGGAGGCCAUGCCCAGACGAAGACGCCAUAUUUUAAUUAUGCGAUGGAACUUAUCACUGAUCCAAUUGUCCUUAUGCUUGAUGAGCCUACUUCAGGUCUUGACAGUUUUACAGCAGAAGUCGUUAUUGACUUAUUGAUAGAGCAAGCCAGGAAAGGUAGAACUGUAAUGUCAACUAUCCACCAACCAAGUACAAGUAUGUUCGAUAAGUUUGACAAAUUAAUUUUAUUAGCAGAAGGCCAUCUUGUAUAUCAGGGCCGCGCUUCAGAGUCCACCAAAUAUUUUGCAAAACUUGGAUACGAGUGUCCAAAGCUUAUGAACCCAGCUGACUAUUAUAUGAGACUUCUUCAUGUUGUAGAUAGGAAGCAUCCUACUGAAGAAGAGCAUGAAAAAAUAGAAAAUGUAGUAUCAGCUUAUAAUUCAAUAGAGCAGGAUGAAGGAGAUUAUGAUAAGUCAAAGCUUGAGCCUUUACAAACCAAGAAAUUAACAGCUCCUACAAAUUUUGCAGAGCAGUUUAUUAUACUGCUGAAAAGAGCUUGAACAAAUGCAAGAAGAGACCCUCUUGCUGGUAGGUUUUUGUUUAUCGAGUACAUUAUGAUAGCUGUUUUACUCGAUUUGGUUUGUAAUAACUUAGCCAAAAACUAUGAUUCUUCAACAACCAGAACUCAGCUCCUAUUUAUGUCAACAGCCGUAGUAUCCUUACAUUCAUGUCAAACUGCAGCUAUGCAAUUUCCUAGUGAGACUCCUUUAUUCCUAAAAGAAAGUAAGCAAAGGAUUUAUCACACCAUUUCUUACUAUAUUGCCAAAUCUAUUGCAGACAUUCCUAUGCAUCUUCUCCCGUUGAUGGUGUAUUGCCUUCUUAUAUAUUGGGCAAUUCCUUUCAAUGAUUAUGAUGCUAGCAAAUUCUUCAUUUUUUACUUUAUUCUGGUUAUUCUCCAAAUAAGCCAGAUAGGAGUUGGGUAUAUUUUAGGCUGUAUGGUCAAAACAGAUACUGUUGCUUUGGCUAUUGUCCCAAUAUUUUUUCAGCCUAUGAUGUUGUGGUCUGGUUUAUUUCCUCAUGUAGACGAAUUUCCUCAAGGAUUUUCUUGGGUACAAUACUUUUCUGUAAGAAUUAUUUAG